Dentiscutata erythropus is the source of this 828-nucleotide messenger RNA. NCBI's taxonomy places the organism in Eukaryota, Fungi, Glomeromycota, Glomeromycetes, Diversisporales, Gigasporaceae. The record is from the annotation of a GenBank genome assembly.
AUGUUAAAGUUAUUCACCAAGAACUUUAUUUUACUUGUUAAUGGUGUAUUAUCAAUGAUUGUAGUAUGGAUUUCAAACUUUGUCGUUAAAGCUUAUAUCGCUUCUGAUAGUAACUCACAAUUAUUAGUCAUAAAUUUCAUACUUGGAAUUUUAUUUCUUUUAACUUUUAUUAUUUCUGGUUACAUUUCUGUAGUUAUUACGCGAUAUAGUGGUUUUCAUUUUCAAACAACAUUCAACUUUACCAUUUCAAAAAUUGGAUGGUACGAAAUUAUCAUCAUUCUAAUAUUUAUGGUUUGGAUCUUAAUUGACGUAUCUUUUGAAUAUGAAGAGAAAUUCGAUAUUGAUCAAGAAAGCUUUCAAAAUUUUUCAGAAUCAAUUAAUUUCAAUCAUCAUUCACCAACUGAAUCCUUUGAUACUCAUUCCUCUGAUGAAUAUUUCUCGGAUUCUCAGUCCUCUGAUGUUCAUGAUGCAUCGAGAGAUCUCGCAAAUUUUUUUGUUAAGCGUAAAAUUGUUCGAAUACGUGUUGAAUCUCGAGCAAAGUUUCUUGGUCGCAAGAUAGAAUUCUCAAAUUUCGAAUUGAGUCAACCUAGUUUUAGUUCGAGAUAUAAUCAAGAUAGACAGAUAAUGCAAAUUAAUGCAUCAUCAGAUAACAUGGAUGUAAACUCCAAAGAGUUUAUCGACGUAGUCAAUACGACAAACAGUCAAGAAACUGGGAUUAUUCCAUCGGCUGAACUCGUUCAUGACGUACCUUUAGACCAAUGUCAAUUAAAUUUAUUCAGAUUUCGACACAGAAAGAUUCUAAAAGACAGCAUCAUUGGUGUGAAUUAA